CAAAAAGGAUCGGCCGUCGUUCGGCUCACUCGCGACAAUUUUGAAACGGCAACAAAAGGUCAGAGCUUAGUCUUCGUCAAGUUUUUUGCCCCGUGGUGUAGUCAUUCUAAGAAAAUGGAGGGGGAUUGGGAGAAGCUAGCGGAAGACUACAACGGCGACAGCAACAAUCCGGAGAGUGGAGGACUGCUGGUGGCAGAAGUCGAUUGCACCGACGAUUCUGUCGCUGGGGGAGGCAAGGCAUUGUGCAAUUGGUUCGGUAUCGAAUCUUUCCCGACACUGAGAUACGGCGAACGAACACACGAUGGCAGAAAUGAGUUGCAGCACCGUGAAUUCGACGACUACAACGGGAAACGCUCCUACCACGAACUCUCGGUCUUUUCCAAAGAAAUUCUCUUGCCGAUGCUGUGCUCGCCGGGAAAUCCCGAUGGGUGUGCCGACGAUGCGGUCAGGGAUGCCGUGAACGAAUACAACCGGCUCUCCGUCAGCGAACUCAAAGCCUCGAUCAAACAUCUAAAAGAGAAACUCGAAAGAGCCGAAGCGAUCUAUCGUGGUGAGGUGGAACGGUUGACCGCGGAUUACAACGAUGCGGAAGAGGCGAAACGAACGGCCAUCGACCGGGUGGCAUCUUCCGGAGGGGAUUUGGAGAUUGCGAGGCAGACACUUUUCAUGUUCAAAAAGCAACAGCAACAGAAGACAAGCAGGCAACAAGUGAAAAGUGACGAACUGUAGUACGAACAUUGUUAGUUCUAUUUAUGAGGGUCGCAUAACAUUAAUAAUAUCAGAAACGUUAC
Messenger RNA from Pseudo-nitzschia multistriata, 791 nucleotides. Lineage: Eukaryota; Bacillariophyta; Bacillariophyceae; Bacillariales; Bacillariaceae. The record is from the annotation of a GenBank genome assembly.